CGAAAAGGGGGAUUUCUGAGCAACCUCGAGUUGAGCCACAGGUCAGUCUCCCUUUUGAAUUGGUAGUUGUGGGUGUUGAUUGUGGUUAGAAAGUUCGUAUAGUAGUGUUUUUCUCUUGCUUUUUUGGUUGGUAGCGAGGAGUAAAGACAGAAGAACAAGGGGACCACUCGACUGGAUUCCACAUCGAUAUUGCCCCUGAAUCUGACGGUGAGUAGCUGAAUCUUCUGGAUAGAAUUAUCAUUACCUUUGGUUGCAAAAACCCUAGAAUUGAAUAAUGUCAAUCGUUGCUUUUUUCGAGUUGUUUGUUAGUUAAUGAUUAAAGAAUUGUUAAUUGGGAUAGUGGUGAUUAAAAAACUGAUUAAGGCUGUUACAGAUGGCUGAUUCAUUGGAUGAGGCUUUUGGAGAGAAUGAUCCAGAUGCUGUUCAGGAUAGUCCAGUUGCUUCCUUGGCUGCACAUGAUGGUGUCGAGGCAUCUGUUGCUCGAGAAAUAUACCAUGUUUACGAUUCAGAAGAUGCAGACACUUCUGAUGAAGAGUACCAUGAAGCAAUGGAAAAUCUUAGAGCCUAUGGGGAGAGUAGGAGAAGGAAGGUGAAGGCACGUAUUGAUGGCCAUGGAGAGGAGGUCGAACAACUUGAUGUUUUGGAGGAGGAUGAAUCCUCUGAUGAUGACUCUGAGGAGGAGGAUGGAUUGGCUGGGGAUAAUGGUCAGAAUGGGGACAAUGGUGUGAAUGAAGAUGUGAAUGAAGGUAAUGGUGUUAAUGAAGGUAAUGGUGUGAAUGAAGAUGUGAAUGAACCGGCCAAGGUACCUCCAAUGCAAGAAGCUAGGCCACCAGACUCGAACCAUUCGAGUUAUAGGCUCUCUGAGGAUUCCAACCAUGUAAGAGCCAAUCUUUCUGAUUCGGAAGGUGGGGACAUCUUCGACGAUGCACCGCAAUACGAUCCACAUUGUAACCACAAGGUUCUCCAGUUCGUGCCGCGGAUGAAGUUUGUAAGUCCUGAGGAAUUUAAGGCAGCUGUGGUUCGCCACUCUGUAGCACAUGGGGCCGGUUUGAGAUGGAUUAGGGUUGAGAAAUCAAGAAGAGAGGUCAAAUGCAAGGAUAAGAACUGCAAAUGGAGGGUAUAUGCUAGCUGGUUCAGGCGAAAUCAGAGCUUCAUGGUGAGGAAAACCGGGCUGCCGCAUUCUUGUGCAAGACAACUGCGGGUUAACCAAGUCACUGCCCACUGGAUUGCACAGGAUAUGCUCGAGAGAUUCAGAAUUAAUCCGGAGUGGGCGCCAACUCAAAUCAUGGCAGAGGUAAAAUUGAAACAUAAUAUAGAGGUGGCUAGAAGAACCUGCUAUAGAGCCAAAAUAAGUGCUAUCAAAAUGUUGAGUGGUUCACUUGUGGAAGAUUAUCACAUGGUGAGGUCUUACUUGGGAGAGUUGAAAAAGAGAGAUCCUAGAGGGAACUUCAUUCUUGGAGUUGAGCCGCACCCUUCAGAAGACAAGGUGUACUUCCAAAGAUUUUACAUAGGAUUCUCUGCAUUAAGGGAUGGGUUUCUUGAAGCGUGUCGUCCGAUGUUCGGAUUGGACGGAUGUUUUUUGAAGGGAGAAAUUAAAGGCAUGCUUCUAACGGCAGUUGGUAAGGAUAGCAACAACCAAAUGUACCCAAUUGCUUGGGCAGUUGUAGAGGGAGAAAACACAAACUCAUGGUUGUGGUUUGUGAACACAUUAGCUCAAGAUUUGGAGCUUCGGGAUGGUAGGGGGUGGUCUGUCAUAUCGGACCAGCAAAAGGGGUUAGUGGAGGCAUUACAUGACUUGUUACCCGAGGCCGAACAUCGUAAGUGCGCAAGGCACGUGUAUGCUAACUGGAAAGUCAAGAACAAGACAGAUAGGGGGAGAAAGCUUUUCUGGAAAGCAGUAUACUCUUGCAAUGAGGUUGAUUGGAAGAAUGCCACAACUGAAAUGGAAGGUAUUGAAGGUGAGGAACAUGGUACAACCCCCUUCACUGAUUUCAUGAAUGCAGAACCUAGGUCCUUUUGCCGUGCAUUCUUGUCUACCUUACCAAAGUGUGACUCGGUUGAAUCUAAUAUUUGUGAAACUUGGAAUGGGGUGAUUUUCAAGUAUAGGGGAAUGCGAAUCAUUGACAUGUUAGAGGGAAUUAGAGGGUAUGUUAUGGAUAGGGUUGUUGUGAAGUAUGAGAUGAUGUUGAAUUGUACCGAUCUGUUAUGCCCUAGAAUUAGAAAAAGGAUAGAGAAGGAAAAGGAGGUGGCAAGGUUAUGCACUGCAAGACAGACUUUGCAUGAUAAGUGUGAGGUCAAGAUAGGUGCUGCAGGUUACAUAGUCAGAACCUGUCCUCUGAAUUGAGGGGUUGGAAUCCAAGUAAGCUAUCUACAUGAAUGAUGAAUUAUGUAUGCUAUGAAUCCAAGUAAGCUAAAGUAUAUGGAAUGGUUGCAUAGGAUGUUAGACUCAAUGUUAGCGACUGAAGAAUGAUUGAACGCGAGUUACGAAUUGCCACAUCCGGGAUAGGAGUAUAUGUUAACGAGACUACCGGUAACCAAUACGUUAGAGUGAGUACCUGCUUUCUCAAUAAUGAAUAGAACAUGUUAUUGUUGUAUGCACAAAGGCUUAUUUUAACAUGACAUGGUUUCAGCUCAAUGGCGCUCAAGGACGGCCAGUUCGAGGCUCUCAACCCACUGAGAUCGAGAUGCAUGGUAGCCAGCCCCCCAACACUCAACCUUAGACGGAUAAAGGCAUUAUUUUUUG
This is a messenger RNA of Linum trigynum, 2743 nucleotides long. NCBI's taxonomy places the organism in Eukaryota, Viridiplantae, Streptophyta, Magnoliopsida, Malpighiales, Linaceae. The record is from the annotation of a GenBank genome assembly.